AUGAACGCUUUUGGCUUGAUACAAAUUGGCCUCAUACUGGUCUGCACCACCACCAUCUCCAGUCUUCAGUGUAAUCACCUUCCUUUACAGCAAAGAAAAAUGAUCAAGAACAGCCUGCAACUUUUGGACAAAAUGGGCAAAAAGUUUCCUCAACACUGCCUAAGAGAGAAAAUGUCCUUCAGAUUUCCUGAGCAGGUUCUAAAGCCCAGACAGAAAGACACUGUCAAAGUAGCUGUUGAAGAGAUUUUCCAACACAUCUUCUAUAUCUUCAGCAAAAAUCUGACUCUAGCUGCUUGGGAUGGGAGAGCUUUAGAACAAUUCCAAAAUGGACUUUAUCAGCAAAUUGAGCAGUUGGAGGUGUGUGUAAUCAAGAAGAAGACUCACUACUUUCAGAGCAAAGAAGUCAACAGGCUGAAACUGAAAAAGUACUUCCAAAAAAUAGACUGUUUUCUUAAAGACAAACAACACAAUCUGUGCUCCUGGGAGAUCAGUCGUGCAGAAAUGAGGAGAUGUCUUCAAUUGAUCGAUAAAGUCAUAAGGAAGCUUAACAACUAA
This is a messenger RNA of Opisthocomus hoazin, 555 nucleotides long. Its product is annotated as interferon alpha-7. Gene Ontology annotation, biological process: defense response. NCBI's taxonomy places the organism in Eukaryota, Metazoa, Chordata, Aves, Opisthocomiformes, Opisthocomidae. The record is from RefSeq and is a predicted model, not a curated record. Gene Ontology annotation, cellular component: extracellular region. Gene Ontology annotation, molecular function: cytokine receptor binding.